Messenger RNA from Spea bombifrons (plains spadefoot toad), 2234 nucleotides. It is a transcript of the gene PARP16, whose product is annotated as poly(ADP-ribose) polymerase family member 16. Bases 95 to 1051 code for a protein of 318 amino acids. NCBI's taxonomy places the organism in Eukaryota, Metazoa, Chordata, Amphibia, Anura, Pelobatidae. Gene Ontology annotation, molecular function: NAD+ poly-ADP-ribosyltransferase activity; kinase binding; protein serine/threonine kinase activator activity. Gene Ontology annotation, cellular component: nuclear envelope; intracellular anatomical structure; endoplasmic reticulum tubular network. The record is from RefSeq and is a predicted model, not a curated record. Gene Ontology annotation, biological process: endoplasmic reticulum unfolded protein response. The transcript is spliced from 7 exons.
ACGUCAGCUGUGCGGAAGUGGCCAUGGUCGGCGUAUGAAGUGAGGAUUGAGAGGGCAGUCCUUGUGGUCUUAUCUCAGUGCAACCAGUAAAGAAAUGGUGGAGCACAUCAUCGCAAGGGACCCGCUGGCCGCAGAUCUCAAAUGCAGUCUCUUUAUCUCUGCUCUGAAGAGCUACAAAAGAGACUCCGUCUUGAGGCCAUUCCCUCCCUUCUAUACCAAUGACCAAUACAAGGAUUUUGAUGCUUUGAUUGCAGACGCAAAUUCUUUGCCCGGCCUACAAGACGUAAUCCACAGCAAAACCCACCAAGAUAAGAAAACCAUGGAGCUGUUGAGUUGGAUUUUAUCUGAGAAGAUAUUUACCAUCAAGAGUGUGAAAAAGGAAAAGUAUGAGGAAGUCCGAGCCCUGCUAGGCUCUCCCAGUCUUGCUCUGCCCACCCCUGACUUCCUGUUUGAAAUAGAAUACUGCGAGAAACUGAAUGCCAAGUUCCAAGAAACCCGCGGGGACAGGGAUCUGUUGUAUGCUCUGCACGGCAGCCGACUGGAAAACUUCCACUCCAUCCUGCACAAUGGCUUGCAUUGCCAUCUUAACAAGACCUCUCUAUUUGGAGAAGGCACAUACUUGACCAGUGACCUGAGCUUGGCACUUCUAUACAGCCCUGAUGGCCACGCAUGGACUCACAGCAUUCUUGGGCACGUGCUAAGCUGUGUAGCAGUGUGCGAAGUGAUAGAUCAUCCUGAUGUUAAGUGCCAGGCUAAGAAGAAAGAUUCCUCUGAAAUCGACAGGAAGCGUGCAAGGGCACAAAACAGCGAAGGGGGAGAUGUGCCACAGAAAUACUUUGUGGUGACAAACAAUCAGUUGUUAAGAGUAAAAUACUUGUUUGUAUAUACUCGGCAGCAUCCACAAAGAAGAUCCAAGCAGCCAUCUUGGUUUUCCACCCAUCGAUUUGCAAUCAUGAUGGCACUUUACCUGCUUGUACUCAUUCUUAUUGGCUUAAGCAGCUCUAAGGCAUUUACGCAGCAAUGGAACCGGCUGCUGGGCUGGAAGCAUUGAGAGCCCCAACUCUUUGGACUGCACCACUCGCCUUAACUGUGUAUUUGUGACACAGCCACGCACUUUCUACUCUGUGACUGAAAGUACUUUGACAUGUGCAAACAUGAAACCGUUCUAAGAGUUAACUGACUCAUACACUUUAUACUGACCAAAUUCAAGAGGGAUUUAUAUGAUCGGAAUAGUUUCAUGCACUAUUCUUUCUGUGUGUGAUUAUAGGGCUAAAAACUGAUCAAUAUUCUGUAUCAAUACACAUACUAUAAGAAAACCAAAUGAAAUGGAUUAUCUGGCAUCUGCGUUUGUCUGUUACAGGAUUACAAGCUUUAUCUGUCUGUAGUGGUUCCUCUGCAUCACAAAAGGGCAUUUUUAUACUGAAAAGAUGCAUCUUGCAUGAUCUGAAUGGAAAUAAUGGCUAUGUAAUUAUUUUAACAUGAUUCUGGACUGAGUGUAGACUCUUUUUUUUCUAUUUUGUUUCCUCAUAGUUUUGCCAACAUUAAAAUAGAUUGCGGCCCCUGGCAUUUGAAUACUAUGCCUAUGUCAUAUUGUCCCUGUGACUGGAUCAGACAAAAUAAUGUUUUAGCCAGUGUCAAUAAUCGUUGUUUGCUUUAAUCAUGUCUGGGUUCCUUUACACUUGGCCAAGACUAGGAGUCAUGAUAGAAAGUCUGGGCUGAUUUCUGUUCCAAAUACUAAUCACUGUUGUCCAAUACACCAGUAGAACAUAUUAUAAUAAUGUGAUUUAGUUGAGAGGUGAAAUAAUUCUUCUGGAUGUUCUGUAGGCUCACUUGAUGCAGAAAUGGUUAAUUCAUUUAUUGGGUUUAAUGUUAUUUAUGCACUGCUUUAUAAUCACUAAUUCACAAGCAGAUGUGCACUGUCUGAUGUCUGAAAUUGAGUCUUUGGUCUGAGUUGACAUCUUUUAUUGGGCCAACGGAGUGAAGAGACCUGAGGUCCUGAAAGCCUCUGUGACUCUUCAACAGAAUCUUCCGAUAAGGAAGGCUCCAUCUUCUCUUGGGCAUUGAAACAUUCUCCGCUUACACUUUUAAAAGGAAUUCCCAGAGGUUUUGUAUAUUCAUUCAUAUGUAUGUUUAUGUUAGUGUAAUUACGUCUGUAAUUGGGGUGUCAUUUUGUAUUAUGUUAUGACUGCUAUAUUUUUGGAAUAAAGCUCUGUCUUGGCUUCCUAUUUUAACAA